AGUGUGAUAGAUCUGACUCUAAGCCUGAGUAAAAACAUUGAUGGAUACGACAAUGAUGAUUAUUCUACUUAUAUAAUAAUGGCGCCCUCCCAUGCCGUCCCAAAGUUCAUAUCACGCUCGCACUUCUUCACACCAACUCGAUUCUCCGCUCGCCGUUUUUUCACCUCUACUCCUCCGCCGCCCAGCGGAACUGGAGCUGAAGUCUCAACAAAUGCCCGCUCACGACUACAAAAGUUCAAUGACCGGCUGCCGGCAUUCCUUCGAGGCUACACUACCCCAUUAUUGGGCGCGCCUGCCACGCAUAUAACAUCCUUCCUGGUGUUUCACGAGCUCACCGCCGUGGCCCCCCUAUUCGGCCUCUUCGGUGCCUUUCACUACGCCGGGUGGAUGCCAACUCUUACAAUUGGCGAGGGCGGGCCGUUCAAUGAGGCUGUACAGCGGUUUGGCAAGUGGAUGACAAAAAAGGGGUGGGUUGAUACUGAGGACGUGGAGAUUGCGAAGACUGCUUCGUCGACAGGCGAUGAGAAAUCGCAGGUCGUGAGCGAGCAAAAGGGUGCCCAAUUGGUUCUUGAAUUUGCGGCCGCAUAUGCUGUUACCAAAGCUCUUUUGCCAGUGCGGAUUGCCGUAAGCGUUUGGGCUACGCCAUGGUUCGCCCGUGUCUUCAUCGGUCCUCUGGGAAGAGGCAUGAGGCGAAUAUUCCAGAAAAGGUCUGCCUAGAUAAUAUACUUGAUCCGUACAUACAAUUGAGAUACCCCCUUUGAUUCCUGUGUAACAGAUAAUUACAUUCUCCAUUCUGUCUUCAGCUUUUCCACAUAUUUACUACCGUCAUAGCGGCUUACGGUGCCUACUCGAUUAGAAUCGUUUUUUCUCUAAUUGCAUUGAGC
This is a messenger RNA of Talaromyces proteolyticus, 884 nucleotides long. RefSeq lists its product as uncharacterized. The transcript has a single exon. NCBI's taxonomy places the organism in Eukaryota, Fungi, Ascomycota, Eurotiomycetes, Eurotiales, Trichocomaceae. Gene Ontology annotation, cellular component: mitochondrion. The record is from RefSeq and is a predicted model, not a curated record. The coding region runs from base 79 to 717 and encodes 212 amino acids.